Molecule: messenger RNA, 903 nt
Organism: Emericellopsis atlantica
Lineage: Eukaryota; Fungi; Ascomycota; Sordariomycetes; Hypocreales; Bionectriaceae
Product: mitochondrial 2-oxodicarboxylate carrier 1
Exons: 6
Coding region: 1-903 (300 amino acids)
Biological process (GO): mitochondrial ATP transmembrane transport; mitochondrial ADP transmembrane transport
Cellular component (GO): mitochondrial inner membrane
Molecular function (GO): ATP:ADP antiporter activity
Source: RefSeq, a predicted model, not a curated record
AUGUCGUCCGACAAGCCUCUCCCCUUUGUCUACCAGUUCGCUGCAGGCGCCAUCGCCGGCGUGUCUGAGAUUCUGGUCAUGUACCCGCUUGACGUAGUCAAGACUCGAGUUCAACUCCAGACUGGAAAGGGUGGAGCUGACCACUACAAUGGCAUGGUCGAUUGCUUCCGCAAGAUCGUGAAGAACGAGGGCUUCUCCCGCCUUUACCGUGGUAUCUCUGCGCCUAUCCUCAUGGAGGCGCCCAAGCGUGCCACCAAGUUCGCGGCCAACGACGAGUGGGGCAAGGUCUGGCGGAAUGUUUUUGGCGCGCCCAAGAUGACCCAGUCCCUGUCCAUCUUGACAGGUGCCUCUGCUGGUGCAACCGAGGCCUUUGUCGUUGUGCCCUUUGAGCUGGUCAAGAUUCGCAUGCAGGACAAGUCCUCGGCCGGCAAGUACAACGGCGCCAUCGACUGCGUGACCAAGACCAUCCGCAACGAGGGUAUCCUGAGCUUGUACCAGGGUCUGGAGAGCACCAUGUGGCGCCACAUUCUCUGGAACGCUGGCUAUUUUGGCUGCAUCCACCAGGUCAGGCAGCUCAUGCCCAAGGCGAACAACAAACAGCAGCAGAUGAGGAACGACCUGAUCUCGGGUUCGAUUGGUGGAACCGUGGGUACCAUGCUCAACACGCCCAUGGACGUCGUCAAGAGCCGUAUCCAGAACACUUCCAAGAUCCCCGGUCAGGUGCCCAAGUACAACUGGGCCUGGCCUGCUGUCCUGACCGUCGCCCGCGAGGAGGGUUUCAGUGCUCUGUACAAGGGUUUCUUGCCCAAGGUGUUGCGUCUUGGCCCUGGUGGCGGUAUUCUGUUGGUUGUCUUUACUGGUGUGAUGGACAUGUUCCGCAAGAUGCAGAACCCUACGCUGUGA